GUAAAGGAACAGUUCAGUACAUGUCACCGGAGGCAGUAAAGGGCGAGGAUGACGAGAAAAUGGGAUAUGGUUUAAAGACAGAUAUCUGGAGCGUUGGCUGUGUUGUGUUGGAAAUGGCCAAGGGAACUCGUCCAUGGAGUGAGUCUAGAAAUGCACAAAAUCUGAUAUUUAGGAUUGGAAAUGGUGAGGCUCCUCCCGUUGCUGAAAAUGUUCCUGGUGAUGUGAAAGAUUUCCUCAUGAAGACCUUCAUUGUGAUCCCUAAAGAUCGACCAUCUGCCGAGGACCUUCUCAAAGAUAAGUUGCUCGCUGGUAUCACUUCAGACCGCAGUGGAAAAGCUGGCACCUCUUCAGCCGACCGUGGAAAUGCAGGUACAUAUCUUUUCAGCCAACAGUGAAUA
Messenger RNA from Lineus longissimus, 398 nucleotides. RefSeq lists its product as uncharacterized. NCBI's taxonomy places the organism in Eukaryota, Metazoa, Nemertea, Pilidiophora, Heteronemertea, Lineidae. Bases 21 to 395 code for a protein of 124 amino acids. The record is from RefSeq and is a predicted model, not a curated record. Gene Ontology annotation, molecular function: protein kinase activity; ATP binding. The transcript has 3 exons. Gene Ontology annotation, biological process: protein phosphorylation.